Messenger RNA from Neomonachus schauinslandi (Hawaiian monk seal), 1192 nucleotides. It is a transcript of the gene GPR173, whose product is annotated as G protein-coupled receptor 173. Gene Ontology annotation, cellular component: plasma membrane. Gene Ontology annotation, molecular function: G protein-coupled receptor activity. The record is from RefSeq and is a predicted model, not a curated record. NCBI's taxonomy places the organism in Eukaryota, Metazoa, Chordata, Mammalia, Carnivora, Phocidae. Bases 1 to 1122 code for a protein of 373 amino acids. The transcript has a single exon. Gene Ontology annotation, biological process: G protein-coupled receptor signaling pathway.
AUGGCCAACACUACCGGAGAGCCCGAAGAGGUGAGCGGCGCACUGUCCCCACCAUCGGCAUCAGCUUACGUGAAGCUGGUGCUGCUGGGACUGAUCAUGUGCGUAAGCCUGGCGGGCAACGCCAUCUUGUCCCUGCUGGUGCUCAAGGAGCGUGCCCUGCACAAGGCUCCUUAUUACUUUCUGCUGGACCUGUGCCUGGCCGAUGGCAUACGCUCUGCCGUCUGCUUCCCCUUUGUGCUGGCUUCUGUGCGCCACGGCUCCUCAUGGACCUUCAGUGCGCUCAGCUGCAAGAUUGUGGCCUUUAUGGCCGUGCUCUUUUGCUUCCAUGCGGCCUUCAUGCUGUUCUGCAUCAGCGUCACCCGCUACAUGGCCAUCGCCCACCACCGCUUCUAUGCCAAGCGCAUGACACUCUGGACAUGCGCAGCUGUCAUCUGCAUGGCCUGGACCCUGUCUGUGGCCAUGGCCUUCCCACCCGUCUUUGAUGUGGGCACCUACAAGUUUAUCCGCGAGGAGGACCAGUGCAUCUUUGAGCAUCGCUACUUCAAGGCCAAUGACACGCUGGGCUUCAUGCUUAUGUUGGCUGUGCUCAUGGCAGCUACACAUGCUGUCUAUGGCAAGCUGCUCCUCUUCGAGUAUCGUCACCGCAAGAUGAAGCCAGUGCAGAUGGUGCCCGCCAUCAGCCAGAACUGGACAUUCCAUGGCCCUGGGGCCACUGGCCAGGCUGCUGCCAACUGGAUCGCUGGCUUUGGCCGUGGGCCCAUGCCACCAACCCUGCUGGGUAUCAGGCAGAAUGGGCACGCAGCCAGCCGGCGGCUGCUGGGCAUGGACGAGGUCAAGGGUGAAAAGCAGCUGGGCCGUAUGUUCUACGCGAUCACACUGCUCUUCUUGCUCCUCUGGUCACCCUACAUCGUGGCCUGCUACUGGCGAGUGUUUGUGAAAGCCUGUGCCGUGCCCCACCGUUACCUGGCCACCGCUGUUUGGAUGAGCUUCGCCCAGGCUGCUGUCAACCCGAUCGUCUGCUUCCUGCUCAACAAGGACCUCAAGAAGUGCCUGAGGACUCAUGCCCCCUGCUGGGGCACAGGAGGUGCCCCGGCUCCCAGAGAACCCUACUGUGUCAUGUGAAGCAAGCUGGUAGGCAGACAGGCAGGGAGAAGGUCAUGGCUACCGUGAUGGGGCCAGCAGUAAGGGAAGG